Parasteatoda tepidariorum (common house spider) is the source of this 5390-nucleotide messenger RNA. RefSeq names its product sialin. Lineage: Eukaryota; Metazoa; Arthropoda; Arachnida; Araneae; Theridiidae. Gene Ontology annotation, cellular component: membrane. Gene Ontology annotation, biological process: monoatomic anion transport; transmembrane transport. The record is from RefSeq and is a predicted model, not a curated record. Gene Ontology annotation, molecular function: transmembrane transporter activity.
GAAAUGGCGCCUUGAGAAGUAAUUUACGCAGCUCAGACUCUGAAGAUGAAUGUCUCACCCACGUGGUACGGAUAGAAAAGGCCAUUUUUAGUUUUUUCCCUUUUUUUUCCUUCUUGUUUCGGGAAAUGCUGUCAGAAAAAAAAAAGAGAGAGAAGAGCAAACUAGACAUAAGAGAAAAGCGUGUUCAAUUUUCACAGCCACAAUAUGUUAGUAUUAGUAGGAAGAGAUAUUAGAAAAAAACUACUGCUUCACCUGUUGCUUCAUUUACACGUGAGACAUUGAAGAACUUGAAAGGCUAUUGGAAAAUUGCAUUACUUUUGUUUGUCCAUUUAUGCGUUUUCAUUUUAUAAAGGAAAUGAAAUACUUGGCUCGUUUUUUUUCUCUACUUAACUCGAACUUUAGGAAUUAGUUCGUUCAGUUCAGAAUGACUAUUCGAACGCUGAAUUUUCAAAGUUGUGGUGCAAUAGAGGAUUGUGUAAAAAGAAAUGGAUAAUAAUAAUCUGAUUUGAACGUGACAAAUGAAAAUAAAUAUGGAUGGAAAAAAUUUCAGUGGUCGGAAAUAUGAGCUUCCCGGAAUGCGGUAUAUCUUCACAGCCGUAAGCUUCCUGGGAUUCGUAGUAAAUUAUUCCAUAAGAGUGAAUCUCAACGUAGCUAUUGUGGCUAUGGUAAACAACACUGCUGUUUAUCACCAUAGUGGUGUAAAUCACACCGUGGAACAUGAAUGUAGCAUAGAGAGGGAGGCACUGAACCAGACAACGCCGGUCAAUGAAUUCCGAAGAGAAGGAGAAUUCAAUUGGUCACCCCAAACUCAAGGUAUCAUUCUUGGUGCUUUUUAUUACGGUUACUGCAUUUUUCAAAUUCCUGGCGGUCGAUUAGCUGAAGCUCUAAGCGGCAAAUGGGUAUUUGGAAUUGGUAAUCUGGUUCCCGCUCUGCUGACUUUGCUUACACCAAUGGCUGCACGUUAUGGUGUCGGAGCAUUGAUUGCUAUCAGAGCUUUGGAAGGGCUGUUUCAGGGCGUGUCCUGCCCUGCAAUGCACACAAUGAUAGGACGAUGGUUACCAGAUUCUGAAAAAAGUUUCUUGACAAGUUUAAUCUAUUGUGGAAUUGCAACUGGCACAGUUGCGGGCAUGAAUAUUGCAGGCCUCUUCUGCAAUUCAGAUCUAUUCGGAGGAUGGCCUGCUGCAUUCUACAUUAUAGGUAUUUUUGGCUGUGUUUGGUUUGUACUUUGGUGUAUAUUCAUUUCCGAUUCUCCAACAUCACAUCCAUGCAUUACUGAGGAAGAACUAGAUUACAUAACAUCGAAUCAGAAAAUAGAAAAACGCAAAAUUCCUUCGACUCCGUGGCUCAAAAUAUUGACUUCUGUCCCAGUUUGGGCUAUAGUUGUGGUGCAAGUAGGUGUUGACUGGUGCUUCUACACUCUGCUGAGUGAUUUGCCAACAUUUUUUGCGACAGUUUUAGGAUUUGAAAUUGAAAAGAAUGCAUUUUUGUCUUCGUUUCCUCACGUUCUCUAUGCUAUUAUGGCCCUCUCAACUGGAUACACUGCUGAUGCCUUAAUACGAAGAGAGAUUGCUACGGUCAAUUUCAUUCGAAAAUUCUGCACUUCACUUGCUUGUCUGGUGCCAGCAGCAGGAUUGAUAGGUGUUUGCCUUGCCAGAUGUGACGUAACCAUGUGUGUGAUCGCCUUGAUGAUAUCGGUUGGUGCUAUUGGAUGUUGUUACAGUGGAUAUAUGCUGUCACACAUAGAUUUAUCUCCAGAAUAUGCUGGAACAUUGAUGGGUAUAGCAAAUAUGUCAUCCGCACUUACAGGAUUCUUAGCUCCGUUAACAGUAGGCAUUCUCACAGAAGAGGAUCAAAGUCUACGCCAGUGGCACACAGCAUUUGGCAUAACUAUCAUCAUCCUUAUCAUAUCUAAUUUAGUAUUCGUUUUCUUCUCGUCUGCACAAAAACAAGACUGGCUUUCUACAGACCCGAAGAACAACGCAGAGGACAUGACAUAUUCUUCACUCAAACAAGACAACUUUUUAAACGAUUUCAACUCGAAAGAUCUUCAAGUGCUAUGAAGCGUGACAUAAGGUGUUCAUCAAUUCAUUUCAAGAUUAGAAAAUGGUGCUAUUUAGUAUAUCGAUGUUUCUCUAUUUUGAUUUUUAGAUGAUGUGUAAAUUAUUCAUCCGUGUAAUUUGGUGUGCAUGGAGCUGCAUUUAGUAACUUUUUUUUAAUAGCACAGUUUUAUUAUUUUGUGUCUUGGAACCAGGGCUUGAAAAAUAUAAGACCCAACAUGUCAUGGGUAUGUUUUAUUUCACGCAUGUAAAUAUUUAAUCACAUACCUAAAAUACAGAUUAAACACCCUUUCAAAUUUUGAAUGGAUAUUCAAAUAUUGACCAAGAUAUGGAUCAACGUUCUACCGAGAACGUUAAUCGAAAUGUCGACUCCCAAGAAGUUGACAUCACUGAAGGUUGCGUCAUUUUUUUAAAAUUGUAAUAGCUGCAAGUUCUUCCGGAUUUUAUAUUCAAAGUUAUAGUAAAAACUUUGCCCUUCUAUUUUGUUCAUUUGUUUAUAAGUUUAAAUAGGAAUGAUAAUAUCUACAGCUACUGAUGUAUUAAUGAAACAUACAAAAACACGCUAAUCUAAUCACAUGCUGGUGGGAUAACGCUCCUGCAAUGUAUAAAAAUAUGAUUGUGUAUAGUUGUAUUUUUAAUUUCAUUCUAUUCCCAUUUCGUACAAUCAUUUUCCUAAGAGCAUAAGUUGGCAGUACAAGGCUCAAACUAUUCUUAUAAAAUUUAAGAGUGGCAUCGUUAUAUUAUUAACCCUUUGCACUCGAAGUACUUUCAGCUGUUAAAAAAAUGGACGCAACCACUAACAUUUUGAAAGAUUUUUUUACAAACUUACCUUAUAAAACCCGUAGAUCACUGAAUGAAGUGGUAACUAAACAUUAAGGUGAAAAAAAAUUUCACAUUUAGAGUGGUAACUGACAUGUCACCUUUCGAGUGCAAAGGAUUAAAAAAGUUCCAAAUUUUUUUUUAUAAGCUUAAAAUUUAGUAUUAAAAAAGCAAAAACUGUGAUUUUAUUACUAGAUAUGUUUAUCUGAAAAAAUUAAGAGUUGUGGUGGGCGCGAAUUAAUAAGAAUAAAUUUUAUUUUCUAACUUGCUACCACUUUUGAUAUUUUUUAAGGUCACAACGAGCCCUACAGGUGUACUACUAACACGUAGUUUAAAUGAAGAUUCAACUCUAAUCUGAUAUAACAGAAUAAUAUUGAUAAAUUCAUAAUAUAACUUUGCAAUCUUAGUAAACAUUUCGAAAGAAGAGUUGAGUGGAUGAACCAGGUAAGUGACUUCUUCCGAGUGGCUAAAAUCACGGUAAGAAGAAAACAAGUAGUGCCCGAACUAUUUUGUUAAAGAUUUUGUGUGCUUAUAAUUCGUUGCUUUAUUUUAUUUACCACUACUUAAUUUAAAAUAAAAAUUAUAAAACAAUAAGCGAAACUUACGGAGUUUAGUUAUAUCAAAUUUUCAAUGAAAUAAAAUUCAACUAUGUUACCCUAUAAGCACACUUUACGAAAAUUCCAACUUGCUCAGAGUGGUAGUCUCUUACACGAUAUUUCUUGAAUUAGUAAAUUCGUUUUUUAGGUUUUUCAUUCUUAUAAUAAUUCAAAGGUUUAAGUGAUACACCACUCAAAAAAUUAAUAAAAUUAAAUGAAAAUAUCCAAAUUUUCGAUGGUAGUUUUCUACCGUUUUUUUUAUAAAUAUUUUGUUGAAAACUGAGAGCAGAUUUUAUAUAUUAUCUUCCCUGAUUAAUAAAUACCUUUAAAAAUGCUACUUACCUUUUUACAUAACCGCUAUGCACUUUCAAUUUCAUUCAAUAGAAGAUGACAUCAAGAAGUAUGACGAACAUAUUAAAAAUGCCAACAAAUAUUUGGACUGAAUAUAUUGUAAAGAAGUCAGUAAUAUACUUGAAGUGGAUAUUACUGAAUAUUACAUAGUAUUAGUAAAUGGUUAGAAAGAAAUACAAUUUUUUAUGUGUGUGAUUGAUGUAUGCAGCUUUCCAAUGACUUAUUGUAAAAUUCUGGCGUACUUUUAUUGUAGUAGUAUAUGAUUGGAUUGAUUUUGGUUCGGAUAAUCAGUGCUCUACUGUAUUAGAGAAUAUAUUUUAUGUCUUUAGCCAUUUGCCGACGUAGUUCUGGCUACAUUAAGUCACCAAAUGCAGGCGUACCCACGACUACUUUUUUUGCAAAAUAUUUUAUAGAUUGGAAGACAUUUAAAAAUCAAAGUUUUCAGAAUUUUUGGUUAUUUUGCCAGCAUUUUAAAAAAACUCACCACAAAAGAGCCAGACUUGACUUGAUAUGGUUAUUGGUGAUGUAUCUGCCAGCUUCAGCUGGCACUACAUUUUUAAAUCUGCAAUUUGCCCUAGGGCAACUGGGACUAAAUAGCAAAGAUAUUUGGAAGUAAAAGAUAUAAAAUAGGAUAAAAUGUAUAGAAAACUUAAGUAUCAAAGAAUGAAUAUUGAAUUAAAUUGAUUAAAUUCAAUAUUAUAUAUAAUUGUUAAUUAAAAUUAGCUGUUCCUGUAAUGGUUAAGAAUUGGAAACCAGAUAUUAAGGUAAAUCUGAUAGAGUGUAAUAUCUAUUUCUUUCUUUAUCUAAUUUUUUUUUAAAGUGUCACAAUAAUAUUCUUUUUAACUAGCUAUGUUAAGAAGAAAGGAAAAGAAUCAAUGGUUUAUCUUUAAAAUCAACAUGUUACAAAUUUGAUCGUUAUGUUCGAUAAUUAAAAGCAUUAUUUUAGUUUAGCAAUAAAUGAUUACCCACUACACUUUAAAAGCUUUAGGAAUUAAAGUGAAGAUAUUUUAACCAACAAUAUUGUGAAAAUCUUAUGUCAAAGACUUAGUCUCAUGUAAUCUUAUAACUUAUGAUUUAGUUUAAUACUUAACUCUUAUGCUAAACAGUUAUGUCAAGAAAGUUAUGACAAAGCUUUUUCUUCGUGAUGAAACUGUUUUGUAGUUAUUAAAUAUUUUCUAGAAUGGUGUUAUCAUUUACCUAGAAGAAAAUAAUGCCCGGAAUUAUAAUUAUGAUUUUUUAGACAAAAUUUUAUAUUAAAAUAUCAGGUGGUUAGGAAUAUGCUCUAUUCCUUAUAACAAGUUAAGAUAUUGCUUAACCUCUGUUUGUUUUACUUCCUGUUACUGCACCGUGAUCUCUGUAUAAAUAGGAAACCAGAAAUAAAAUAUUUCAAAACAUUAUUUUUAAUAACAGCGUUGUUUGCACCCUGUAAAAAAAAAGAAAACUGGGAUCAAAACCAUUUCAUUUCUAGAUAACUUAAACUUAAGGCUUUAUUGCUACAAUAAUUACCUUUCUCCAGAUAAUUCUUUUGUGUUUGUUGAAACAAGUAUUGGUAGUAAAGGGCAUUUAA